Molecule: messenger RNA, 798 nt
Organism: Nomia melanderi (Alkali bee)
Lineage: Eukaryota; Metazoa; Arthropoda; Insecta; Hymenoptera; Halictidae
Source: RefSeq, a predicted model, not a curated record
AUGGAUUCAUUACGAAUAGAACCCUGCAAAGGAUGUCCAUCCAAGUGUCUCGAGAAUGGUUGCGGAAAACCGGGGAAAAAACGAAGGAGAAAGUUUUUACGUUUCAAGAAGAUGUUCAUGAAAGAAAAGCCGAGUAAUUGCCUGAAAGAGAAACCCGUCGAAGUGAAAUUGACUUUGUGGGAAGAGUUGUUUGGACCAGAUCCCAAAAGGUCCUGGCCAGAUCCUUGCACUUGUCGGAUCGCUAAUUACCAAAGAAAGCAGCAGCGGCAAGUGGAUCCCAGACUCCUCGACCCACGGUACCAGGAAACCGCCGGGGACGUUUUCUUGUACACCGAAUUGCUGAAAACAUGUCGAGGUAGCUGCCUGGAACCGCAACCGACACCACCACCUCAGUUCAAGCUACCGAAAGCGGUUAUCUGCAAGAUGAUUAACAAAGGUUAUGAGGAAAAAGCCAUUGAUGAAGCUCAUGAAAAAGUAGGUGAUCCAUUAGGAGACAAGUAUCUGACACAGCAGUAUAGGAUUCCGUAUGACGAAUUGAGACCGCCGAAGCAAUGGAAGCAACCGGUUAAUUGUCCAGACGGAAUUCGACCGCAGGACGUCGUUCCUGCGACGGUUCAGCAGGUCUAUUCGCAGCUAGGAUUGCAAACAAAAGAGAAUAAACUUUCCAAAGAAGUUCAAGCGAAUACUUCUCAGACGGGAGAUAAAGGUUUAGCAGAAAGUGUUGGUAGACGUUCUAGGGUUGAGCAGCUGAAGAUGAUGAUCCACCUGAAGGAUGCAUCCCAAUGCAUAUUGAAAUGA